Dothidotthia symphoricarpi CBS 119687 is the source of this 1004-nucleotide messenger RNA. RefSeq lists its product as uncharacterized. NCBI's taxonomy places the organism in Eukaryota, Fungi, Ascomycota, Dothideomycetes, Pleosporales, Dothidotthiaceae. The coding region runs from base 358 to 933 and encodes 191 amino acids. The record is from RefSeq and is a predicted model, not a curated record. The transcript has a single exon.
ACGCGCGCACGUCGCAGAAAAGACAAGACGAGUUAGGAAAAGGUCAAUCGGAGACCGCGGAUAUCGCUGAGGGCUCUCUGUAUUUAGGAUGGGAGCGAAUCUUUGAUUGCGACUCACGGACAUUGGCCACGAUAUUUCCUGCAGAGGCGCUAACUGCGCUUAGUUAGUGGUCCCAUCCUUUCUCAGCAUGAUCCGGCGUCCGGGAGGUUGCGUUUGGAGGAGCGUGUCGGAUCACGGAUCGCAACAGACCGACCGAUUCCAGUAUCUUGGCUGUGUGUGGCCGAAGGCAUUUUCAGGGUUGAUUGUGAUCAACAUAACAAAUGGCGAUCUGACUGUAGCCUCGUUGAGCUCUGUGCCAUGUCAUUGUCCUUUGGUUUUCAGGUACGCGAGGACAACAAUUGGAUGGGACAUUUAGGGCUGACGCAUCGAGUGUUGGUGGUGCCACCUCCGCGAUCAUCCCGGCGUAUCCAUGACAAGAUGUUGCCUGACGUGGGCCCGAUAUUUUUGGUAUCCACAUCGUCGGUGGGAGAUGGCCAUCAGUUCUACAUGGGCAUGCUCUCCGUUAACCUCACAGAGCUGGUUGAGUACGUGUUUGCAGAUGUAUCAAAGACAACAUCCGACGCAUGCCAACGGACCAAUCACUAUAGCUUAGUCGGGUCGUUAUCUGUAUUCGUCACCGCCCCAUGUCAUCGAGAAGAAGACUUCUCGCAAUUGUGUUUGCAUAUCUGCCAAAGUCAACCGACCCCUCCCCCAAAUACGGUGCUUGGUUGUAUUCAUUGCGGAUCUAUCUGCUAUUUGAUAGCUAUCCUGCAAACGGUCUCAAUUGCUUACUGUUCAUCACUCACACUGCUUGCGAAAGAUGAUAUGUUACCUGAUGCAACUUUACACAAGCACAAAAUCAUAGCGAGGAUAUCAUCCAAUUCACACAUGUAGAACAAUCAGGAAUGAGCUGUGAACUUCAGGUCAAAUGGCCUUGCAGGCUAGGUCUUAUUGCUGAACAGCUU